AUGGUGUUUUUAGCCUCGUCGAUUAUAUCGAUCAUAUUUUUUCUUUUUAUUGUCUAUUAUUUGGUGCCAGUUUGGAUGAAACACAUUAGAUUGAGACGAGACUAUCGUAAUAUUACAUAUCUUCCUAUUUCACGUGUCCCAUUCGUUGGCAAUAUUCACCAAUUUGAUAAACGAUCACAUGUUUUCUCUAGCCUCCUCGUGCGUUUGGCAAAAUUAUGUCAGCAACAACAAGAACAAGGUUGUUUCUGUCUCUGGUAUUCUGUGUGGCCAAUGAUAUUUGCAUGUACAGGACAAAAUCUUGCAACCUUUAUCAACAAUAGCAAACAACUUGUCAAAUCAUUCGACUAUACGUUUCUUGAACCUUGGCUAAAGACAGGUCUACUGACCAGUAACAACGCCAAAUGGCGUACUCGUCGUCGUCUGAUCACGCCUGCAUUUCAUGACACUCAAUUAUUACACAACUUUAUGAUUAUAUUCAAUGAACAAGCAUGUCUAUUUGCUCGACGUCUUGACGAAUGUAUUCGAACCGGAGAAAAAGGCAAAGCAUUCGAUAUGUUUCCAUACAUAUCGUCAUGUACACUCGAUAUUAUCGCUGAGACGGCAAUGGGCGAACAUGUCGACGCUCAAUCAAGCGAAGGAAAGAAUGCAUUCGUUACAGCAACGGGACGCGUAUGCGGUAUAAUAAAUCAGCGCAUACGAUCCCCGUGGCUGUGGCCCGUUUGGAUAUUCGAUAGAGUGCCGUUGGGUCGUGAACAAGCCAAAAACCUGAAAGUUCUACAUGAUGUCUCUCGUAAGAUUAUUGCAGAUCGUAUCGCUACGUUUAAUGCUGAGCAUACAAAUAGUGUCAAUGACAAGAAGGGCACUCGGCGUCUAGUCUUUCUUGAUAGCCUCCUUGCUCAAAUGAAGUCAGAACAACUCUCAUUAGACGAUAUUCAAGAAGAAGUCGAUACAUUCAUGUUCGAAGGACAUGAUACAACGGCAGCUGCUGUGAAUUUUGCGUGCUAUUUAAUUGGGUCUCAUCCAGACGUUCAAGCAAAAGUUCAUGCCGAGAUGGAUGCUAUCUUUUCUGAUGACAGAGAGAGACCUUGCACAAUGGACGAUGCACAGCGAAUGAUCUAUCUUGAUGCUGUCAUCAAAGAAUCUAUGCGCUUGCUGCCACCAGUUCCAGCCGUUAUACGUGAGAUUCAAGAAGAUUUUGUUUGCAAUGGUCAAAUAAUUCGAAAGGGAACUACCAUGUAUAUAUUCAUUUAUGGUGUUCAUCAUGACCCAAAUGUGUUUCCUCAACCGGAACGGUUUGAUCCCAAUCGUUUUUAUGAAAGCACAGAGGUGAGCGAGGAACGUUCACCAUACGCCUUCGUUCCAUUCUCAGCUGGAUCCCGCAACUGUAUUGGUCAACGUUUUGCUCAACUUGAAGAAAAGACUAUUCUAUCAACAUUGCUUCGACGCUACACAUUUCGUGCUACGCAGACUAUCGAUGAACUAGAACUAUGCUUCGAAGCUAUCAUGCGACCUGAUGUUCCAAUCAAAUUAAUUGUUGAGCACCGACAAAUAUAA
This is a messenger RNA of Rotaria socialis, 1554 nucleotides long. The record is from the annotation of a GenBank genome assembly. Lineage: Eukaryota; Metazoa; Rotifera; Eurotatoria; Philodinida; Philodinidae.